AUUGAUUGGCGGCCUCCGGUCCAAUGGGAAUAGCACUACUUUGGCGGGACUCUUGACCACCGCCAGACCCCCCGGUGUCACAGUUCUAGUGCAAAGUGAUCGGCCACCCGUGGACAUGUUCGUGUCCGAUUUCCGCAAGGAAUUCUACGAGCUGGUCCAGAGCCAGAGGGUCCUUCUCUUUGUGGCCUCCGACGUGGAUGCUCUUUGUGCCUGCAAGAUCCUUCAGGCCUUGUUCCAUUGUGACCAUGUCCAGUACACGCUGGUUCCAGUUUCUGGCUGGCAAGAACUUGAAACUGCAUUCCUUGAGCACAAAGAACAGUUCCGUUAUUUUAUUCUCAUAAACUGUGGCGCUAAUGUUGACCUGUUGGAUAUCCUUCAACCCGAGGAAGAUAUUAUAUUCUUUGUAUGUGACACCCACAGGCCAGUCAAUGUCGUGAACGUGUACAACACCACCCAGAUCAAACUACUCAUUAAACAAGACGAUGACCUAGAAGUCCCCGCCUAUGAUGACAUCUUCAGGGACGAAGAAGAGGAUGAGGAGGAAUCAGGGCAUGAAAGUGAUGUCUCGGAGCCUUCUGAGAAGCGUACGCGCCUGGAAGAGGAAAUAGUGGAGAAAACUAUGAAGAGGAGGCAGCGGAGAGCAUGGGAGGCCCGGAGGAGAGAAAUCCUCUUUGACUAUGAGCAGUAUGAAUACCACGGGACAUCUUCCGCCUUGGUGAUGUUUGAGUUGGCCUGGGUGAUGUCCAAGGAUCUGAACGACAUGCUGUGGUGGGCCAUCGUGGGACUGACAGACCAGUGGGUUCAAGACAGAAUCACCCAAAUGAAGUACGUGACUGACGUGGGCUUGCUGCAGCGCCAUGUAUCACGACACAACCACAGGAACGAGGAUGAGGAGCACGCCCUCUCCGUGGACUGCACACGCAUCGCCUUCGAGUAUGACCUCCGCCUGGCCCUGUACCAUCACUGGUCUCUCUACGACAGCCUCUGUAACACGUGCUACACCGCAGCCAGGUUCAAGCUCUGGUCCGUGCAUGGCCAGAAGCGGCUGCAGGAGUUCCUGGCAGACAUGGGCCUUCCACUGAAACAGGUCAAACAGAAGUUCCACUCCAUGGACGUUUCCUUGAAGGAGAACUUGCAGGAAAUCAUUGAAGAAUCUGCAAAUAAAUUUGGGAUGAAGGACGUACGCAUGCAGACCUUCAGCAUUCACUUUGGGUUCAAGCAUAAGUUCCUGGCCAGCGACGUGGUCUUCGCCACGAUGUCUCUGAUGGAGAGCACCGAGAAGGAUGGCUCCGGGGCUGACAACUUCACCCAGGCUUUGGACAGUCUCUCCAGGAGCAACCUGGACAAGCUCUACCACGGCCUGGAACUCGCCAAGAAGCAGCUGCGGGCCACCCAGCAGACCAUCGCCAGCUGCCUCUGCACCAACCUCGUCAUCUCCCAGGGGCCUUUCCUCUACUGCUCCCUCAUGGAGGGCACUCCAGAUGUCAUACUCUUCUCCAAGCCAGCGUCCCUGAGCCUGCUCAGCCGACACCUGCUCAAGUCCUUCGUGUAUUCAACUAAGAACCGACGCUGCAAGCUGCUGCCCUUGGUGAUGGCCGCGCCCUUGAGUGCAGAGCAGGGCACUCUGACCGUGGUGGGCAUUCCCCCGGAGACAGACAGCUCGGACAGAAAGAACUUUUUUGGGCGGGCCUUUGAGAAGGCCGCAGAAAGCACCAGCUCCCGGACAUUGCACAACCACUUUGAUCUGUCAGUAAUUGAGCUCAAAGCCGAGGAUCGGAGCAAGUUUCUGGACGCGCUGGUUUCUCUCCUGUCCUGA
Messenger RNA from Elephantulus edwardii (Cape elephant shrew), 1816 nucleotides. RefSeq names its product cell division cycle 45 (gene CDC45). The record is from RefSeq and is a predicted model, not a curated record. Gene Ontology annotation, molecular function: chromatin binding; DNA replication origin binding; single-stranded DNA binding. Gene Ontology annotation, biological process: double-strand break repair via break-induced replication; mitotic DNA replication preinitiation complex assembly; DNA replication initiation. NCBI's taxonomy places the organism in Eukaryota, Metazoa, Chordata, Mammalia, Macroscelidea, Macroscelididae. Gene Ontology annotation, cellular component: DNA replication preinitiation complex. The coding region runs from base 116 to 1816 and encodes 566 amino acids. The transcript is spliced from 18 exons.